UGGGAAUCACCACUGCUACUGACACUGGGGUCAUUCUUGUUUAUAGUUCUCACGUUGUCUAGUUUAUUUCAAUCGUUCAUUCAAUCAUGUAUAGUGUUACAACAAUUGUGUUAUUUUUUGUAUUAGUAAAUUCAAUAAGUGGUAAAUCACGAGAUACACCUAAAAUAUGCGCUGAUGUUAUAUCAAGAGAACGAUGGGGUGGCCGGACACCGAUAGCAGUUGAUUACGCCAUUGUUCCUGUAAAAUUCGUAAUCAUUCACCACACUGUUACCCCGGAAUGUACCACGGAAAGAUCAUGUGCAUCGGUUGUUAAGAGUAUCCAAGAUUUCCAUAUGGAAGAACUGGAGUUUCACGAUGUGGGAUACAACUUCUUAGUAGGUGGAGAUGGUCAAAUAUAUGAAGGAUCUGGAUGGCAUAAAGUAGGAGCCCACACCAGAGGAUAUAAUAGUAGAUCUCUAGGGCUCGCCUUUAUUGGAGAUUUUUCGAGAAAAAGACCUAGCAGUGUUCAGAUAAAAGCCGCAAAAGACUUCUUAAAAUGCGCUGUGGAACUUAGAGAACUUCAUGAAGAUUAUAAAUUAUUUGGGGCAAGACAAGUUAGCCAAACAGCUAGUCCUGGUCUUUACUUGUAUACCGAAAUCAAGGACUGGCCUAAUUUCAACAGUUCACCAUGAUUUUUUUUUAAUUCUUUUGUAUAGAAAUAUAUAUUUUUACAAAAUAUGGUUUUAUUUAAAGAUUUGAUUAAUUUAAUGUAUUAAAAUAUAAAUAAACAGAACUCAC
This is a messenger RNA of Psylliodes chrysocephalus, 777 nucleotides long. The record is from the annotation of a GenBank genome assembly. Lineage: Eukaryota; Metazoa; Arthropoda; Insecta; Coleoptera; Chrysomelidae.